GAGAACCGGUAGUAGAUUUCAGAGGAGAAAAUAACUUCCUCAUUGCACACCUAUGUGCCACUGUUGGACCUAGAUUGAAACAUGGCUGCUGGACAGGAACUACCGAAGAUUUGGGUGGGCACCAAAAUGGCGACCCUUGAGGAAGCUAUUGAAAAUGUCCAGCGACUGGAAAACUUGGCUCUUCCUGAUGAGCAGCCAAAUGUUGAGCCUCCUCCGACUGUCAUUACAUACAGAGCAAAUUUUGAUACCGACUUCGAAGAUAAAGAGGCCUUUAUUACAGGGAUAAGUCGUUACAUGGAAGAGGCCACAAUUCACCAAGCGCUCAACAAGCUACUGGAAGAAGGAGAAUUUUACUCAAAUAUGCUUUACACUUGGAGAUGUUUGUCAAGAGCCAUUCCAACUGCAAGAAAUGAUGAGCAACCAAACAGAAAAGAACUUUAUGAAAAAACAAUAGAUGUAAUGGGCGGAGAAAUUCAAAAAUUAAGGGAUUUCAUGCACUUCCAUGACAGAUCUAUUGAUACAUUCUAUUCUGAAGUAAAGAAGCUUUGCCAUGUUGAGAAGAAACGAGAUUUUAUCUCCCAAACUCAUCUUCUAACUCUGGGAAAGUUUAUCAACAUGUUUGCUGUUUUAGAUGCACUUAAAAACAUGAAAGCAUGUUUAAGCAAUGAUUAUGCUUUCUAUAAAAGGGCUGAAACCUUUUUAAAGCAAAACACUGAUGCUGCUGCUCUACAAGAAUCCCAAAACCUCACUAUGUUUUUAGCAACUCAAGGCCAGAUCACAAGUAAACUAAAGUCAAAGCUUGAAGUUGUUCCAGGCUAUGAAGAUCUUCUGUGUGAAAUAAUUGAUUUAUGCUGCAGCCUCUAUGAUCAAAAGGCAUAUGUGCUGCCGUCUGAAAAACAUAUGUUACUUAAGGUUAUUGGUUUUGCCAUUUUUCUUGUGGAUGGAAAAGAGACCAAUAUCAAUAAACUUGAUCAGAAGAAAAAGAUAAGCAUUUCAAAAAUUGACAAAUUUUUCAAGCAACUUCCUGUGGUACCAUUGUUUGGUGACAUGCAGAUUUCACUCAUUGCCUAUGUCAAGAAGUGUCCCCAUUUCGAGCCCUCUAAGUGGAGCUGUGCUGCUGGUAAUGCGGAGGAUAGAGCUGGACUUUCCCAGUACAACCUGUUGAAUCGUAUGGGUCAAAUCCACGAAGAACAUUUAAAAAUCAUUAGUGAGCUUGCACGCUGUAGUAAUGAUUUCAUAACAUCGUCAAGUAAUUCCCCGAUAACGUACAACCAGUGUAAGGAUCUCUUUGAGCUUGCCUUACGUGGUUUGCGCUUGGUUGCAUCAUGGAAUUCCCACGUCAUGGAAUUGUAUCACUGGAAACUGUUGCAUCCAACAGAUAAAUAUGCAAACCCGCAAUGCCCUGAUACUGCUAUUGCUUAUGAAAGGUCAACCCGAUACAAUUACAAUACAGAUGAAAAGUUUGCAAUGGUCCAGGUUAUUGGUAUGAUAAAAGGCUUAUACGGUGUGAUGUUGAAGCUGGAAGGUGUAUUCUCAGAGGCUGGCAGGCGAUUAAUACACUCGGAAAUACAGGAAUUCCUUCAAGUUACCCUGCAAGAGCCAUUGAAGAAAACAGCAAAGAAGGCAGGAAAAGCCCUGACAAAAUCUGUACUGGUAGCUGUUAGAGAGACUGCGAUGGAUGUUAGUAAAAACUUGCAAAGAGACGCGAAUUCGGGGAAUGUUAGAAAAGAUAGGGACCAGCGAACAAAUUUUCUUGUUGACCUGCCAAAGAGAUCUGUUGGACCUUCGACUACACAGCUCUACAUGUUACGAACCAUGCUGGAAUCAUUGAUUUCGGAGAAAGCUGGCAAGGGAAAAACGAUGAAAAAAGAUCUUGAUGGAGCAACUCUUCUUGCUAUUGAUAGCUUUCUGAAGAACUCUCGUUUGUUCCCGUACAUCCUAAACUUUACUGAAGUACUACGGGAAUGCUGUGACCUGUCACAGCUUUGGUUUCGCGAGUUUUUCUUGGAAUUAACCAUGGGAAAGAGUAUACAGUUCCCCAUUGAAAUGUCAAUGCCUUGGAUACUGACAGAUCAUAUUCUAGAUGCAAAUGAUGCAGCUUUAAUGGAAUAUGUUUUAUACCCUCUGGAUCUAUACAAUGAUAGUGCUCAAUAUGCCUUAUCGAAGUUUAGGAAGCAAUUUCUUUACGACGAGAUUGAAGCUGAGGUAAAUCUUUGUUUUGACCAGUUCGUAUACAAGUUGAGUGAGAUGAUAUUUGCUCAUUACAAGGCAGUAGCUGGAAGCAUUUUAUUGGACAAGAACUUCCGCGACGAACUCGAAAGACGGUAUGCAGAAGACAAAAGAUCGAUGCCUGAUGGUGGAAUAUCUUACCCCUCUUCAAACAGAUACGUCUCGCUCAUGAAGCAAAAACAUGUUCAGUUACUUGGGCGGUCCAUUGAUCUUAACAAAAUGUUGACUCAACGAAUCACCACGGCCCUGGAAAAAUCGUUGGAUAUUUGCAUAAGUAAAUUUGAAAGUGGCAGUCUUAUCGGUGUUGUUGAGCUUGAAUCAGCCAUUGAAGUUAAUCGGCUGGCCCACAGUUUGUUGUCGAAGCACCUCAAUCUGCCAGAAUUCGCAACGAUGAUUCGCGGUGCCAACCACUCUGUCUCUGUGCCAUAUGGUCGAAUAACUCUCCAUGUUUUCUGGGAGCUCUACUACGAUUUUCUUCCAAAUUAUUGCUAUAAUUCAUCAACAAACAGAUUCGUACGGACUACGUUUUCCUUUGCGCCGGAAGUGACGCGUGAAUCUGCUCCAAGAGCCGCACCGCAGUACUUUUUUGGUAGUAAGGCAUUAAACCAAGCUUUCAGUAGCGUUCACUCGUUGUACACCAACUUUUUUGGCAAGCCUCACUUUGGUUGUCUCGUUCGCUUGCUCGGUUACCAUGGCAUCGCCGUCACAAUUGAAGAGUUGCUAAAGAUCGUGAAAAACCUGUUGCAAGGCACUAUACAGCAAUAUGUGAAGGUACUCAUUGGUGGGAUGCCAGCGAAAUGCGGCCUACCAAGAUAUGAGUAUGGAUCUGCUGGUGUUCUGGAGUACUAUAAUGCUAAUCUUGAAAAUAUUAUGCAUUAUGGCGAACUGAAGACUGAAGUAUUUCAAGCGUUCAGAGAAGCUGGCAAUGUCAUUGUCUUCUGUUUGCUUAUAGAGCAAGAAAUGACUCUUGAUGAAAUCAAUGAUUUACUCCAUGCCGCGCCAUUCCAAGGUUUAAUACCAAGGCCGUUUGUAAAAGAGCGUGAUUCGGUCGAAGCGAAAAUGAAGAGGCUGGAAGCACAGUAUGCUUCAUUCCAAAUUGUUUCUAUCGUUUCACGAUAUGGUGAUGAUCGACAACGCCAAAACGCAGAGGAGGCAGAGAUUCUCACUAAAGAGAGGCUUUGUUGUGGGUUGUCUCUUUUCGAAGUGGUUUUGAAGAAAAUAUCUUCAUUUCUGACCGACGAAAUCUGGAAAGAACCACCUGCUUCAAAUGGCGUGAUGAGCAUCGAAGAGUGCAAAGAGUUCCAUCGACUUUGGAGUGCUAUUCAUUUCAUGUGCUGCAAACCUCUAGGGCAACAUGAACUAACUGUCGAGGAGACAUUCGGUGAAGGUCUUCAUUGGGCUGGUUUGACGAUAAUUGCAUUGCUGAAGCAGCACAAAAGAUUCAAUGCUCUGGAUUUCGCGUCACACAUUCUGAAGGUGCAGGAAGUUGAUGCAAGAGAAGAAGUUGUUGCUGGCGUGGACCUUAAACGGCUAGUGGUGAGAAUAAGACGAUACAAGAACCUGAACAGACAAAUUUUUGCCAUUCUCAACCGCUAUUUAUUUACAAGCGACUCGGAGGAGCGAAUCAGAUGCUUCCAGCCUCCUAUUCAUCAGGCUUUACGUCAUCAAUAUAAUUCUAUUUGAUAUAUGUCUCUGUAUAAGUCUUUAUAUAUACUUUUGGUAGAUGUUAGGUCUUCGCUCCUUGGUUAGACGACACAUUUGCUAAUUAUUCAUUUAUAUAAGAUUGUCGACUAAUUAUCUUUCAGUAUAGCUUUUCUUUAACCUUGACAGAUCAAUGCACCCGACUUUUCAUUUCCUGUGAUUGUUGAUUUUAGUCCUCGUUUACAUUGAAAAUAACAAGGUAGCCAGUAUGUAAUAUCCAACUAACCUUCUUUUGAAACAGCGAAACAUUAAGCGAUAUGACGCCAUGUUUAUUAAAGAGAAGCCAGUCAUGUUUAAGCUGCCGUUUAUUAGAAUACCCGGGGGAGUUCAUGCUGUAGAUUUAAGGGGGUAGGGUAAGUGCCCAUAGCGUAUCUUUUCCAGCCAUAUGAUCGUUAUGAAAAAGAAAUAAGGCAGCAUUCUGAUUUGCCAAACCCUUCAUUUUCUUUUAUUAAAACUCUAAGGGUAAUGAAUCUAAGUUGCUGGGGAUAAAGAAUUAAUAUUUUAAAUUUCUUCCUUGCGAACUGAAAGGUGCAUCUUGAGUUAAUCGAAUGUCCUUGAUUAUUUGCAUCUUCAAUAUUAUUCACCAGCUAAUAGUGUAUUGCGAUAGUAUAUUUUUGUUUUCAUUUUCAUAGAAAAAUUGAAAGUAGCCUGUUUUCUUUUGUUUCUAUCUAUUCAUAGUGUAUCAAAGUUCACUUAGGAGCAUCCCAUUUCUCAACUCAAAGUUGCAAUUGAAGCUAUGAUUUCUAUUUUUCCUUGGGCAUGUUUCUUCACUAUCAUUUCUUUCUUUUUUGCUGAGAAAAAGCUCUAAAAAGUGGUUUCAUCAGCAGUACGUUGUGCCCAUUCAUUCGUGCUGAAGUUUCAAGCAAAAU
Messenger RNA from Rhopilema esculentum, 4799 nucleotides. Its product is annotated as cytoplasmic FMR1-interacting protein 1 homolog. Gene Ontology annotation, molecular function: small GTPase binding. Gene Ontology annotation, biological process: regulation of actin filament polymerization. NCBI's taxonomy places the organism in Eukaryota, Metazoa, Cnidaria, Scyphozoa, Rhizostomeae, Rhizostomatidae. The record is from RefSeq and is a predicted model, not a curated record.